Molecule: messenger RNA, 885 nt
Organism: Elgaria multicarinata webbii
Lineage: Eukaryota; Metazoa; Chordata; Lepidosauria; Squamata; Anguidae
Product: membrane protein MLC1-like
Exons: 1
Biological process (GO): regulation of response to osmotic stress
Cellular component (GO): endoplasmic reticulum; plasma membrane; cytoplasmic vesicle
Source: RefSeq, a predicted model, not a curated record
AAACAGGAGAAUGGAAAUUAUGUUCCAGAUAUUAAAUCAAGUGACCUUCAGCUAUCAAAGAGGCUUCAUCCUUGUUUUAGUUAUAGAACAUGGAUCUACUCUUUGCUGAUGGGGACUUGCAUACUGGUUACCUCUGGAUUUUCACUUUAUUUGGGGAAUGUUUUUCCAUCUGAAAUGGAUUAGUUGCGCUGUGCAGCAGGUUCAUGUAUUCCCUCAGCAGCUGUGAGUUUUGCAAUAGCUAGAAACAAAGUUAAUGUGGUACCCAAUUUUCAGAUUCUAUUUGUUUCUACAUUUGCAAUUACAACAACAUGUUUAGUUUGGUUUGGAUGCAAACUUGUCCUGAACCCUACAGCAAUAAAUAUAAAUUUCAACGUGAUUCUCCUAAUUCUACUGGAAAUGUUCGUGGCAACUACUGUAACCAUUUCAGCUAGGUCUAAUGAGGAAUGCUGCAGGAGGAAGAAAACAACUGUGGAUGAUAGUACCAGCACAUUGAAUAAUGUCAGCUUUCCAACAUGUAUCCUAAGAUCCUAUUCAGUAAUUGAAGUGAUUAUUGGAAUUUCUGCUGUGUUCGGUGGAAUAAUCGCUUUGAAUAUGGAUGUGUUCGUCUCAGGCCCAUAUCUUUCAGUAACUUUCUUUUGGAUCAUAGUGGUUUGUUUUCCCAGUGCCACUGCAAGUCAUGUUGCUGCUGAAUAUCCAAGCAAAUGCUUGGAAGAAGUUCUGAUUGCCAUAAGCAGUGCUACAUCUCCAUUAUUACUCACGGCUUCAGGAUACUUGCCCUUCAGUAUAAUGCGCAUAGUUGACAUCUUUAAAAACUACCCACCAACGGUUCAAGUAUGUAUGUAUUUAGCGACUGAACGAAUCAUGUGUCUUGUCGGUGUAUUGUGA